ACUGUCUCUGAGUUGCUUCAGACUUUUCUAAAACCAUUUUGGUGAAGAUGAAUCGGUUCCGUGAUUCUUGAUCUAUGUUAUUCAAUCUGUUUCGCUUGUUGUAGCCACCGAUCUGUAUCGAAUUUUGGUGUGGAUUCGAGCCUGGGGUCUCUCCAAUGGAGUUCGACACUCACGAAGAUGCGUAUUUGUUUUACAAAGAUUACGCGAAAUCAGUUGGUUUCGGAACUGCAAAAUUGAGCAGUCGAAGAUCAAGAGCUUCAAAGGAAUUCAUCGAUGCCAAAUUCUCUUGCAUACGCUAUGGGAGCAAGCAACAGUCUGAUGAUGCGAUUAACCCUAGAGCUUCCCCUAAAAUCGGCUGCAAAGCGAGCAUGCAUGUAAAGCGAAGACCAGAUGGGAAAUGGUACGUUUACAGUUUCGUGAAAGAGCACAACCACGAGCUUUUACCAGAGCAAGCCCAUUUUUUCCGGAGCCAUAGAAACACAGAGCCUGUGAAUCCCGAUUCUCGUCUCAGGCGAAAGAAGAACAAUCCUUUGGCUGCUUGUAAACAUCUCAGUGCUUAUCACGACCUUGGAUUUCUAGAUGGUUAUAUGAGGAAUCAGCAUGAUAAAGGUCGUCGUCUAGUUAUUGGCAAUGGUGAUGCUCAAAUCCUACUUGAGUUUCUCAUGCGUUUGCAGGAAGAGAAUCCAAAGUUCUUUUUCGCAGUUGAUUUCAGUGAAGAUCAUCUUCUGAGAAAUGUUUUCUGGGUUGAUGCUAAAGGGAUUGAAGAUUACAAAAGUUUCAGUGAUGUGGUUUCAUUCGAUACAACUUACUUGGUGAGUAAAUAUAAACUACCGCUUGUUCUUUUUGUUGGAGUCAAUCACCAUGUACAACCUGUGUUGCUUGGAUGUGGAUUGAUUGCAGAUGAUACAGUCUACACUUACGUCUGGUUGAUGCAAUCUUGGUUACUUGCAAUGGGUGGUUCAACACCAAAAGUAAUGCUUUCUGAUCAAAAUAAUUCCAUUAAAGCAGCAAUCGCGGCGGUCUUACCGGAAACUCGCCAUUGCUAUUGCUUGUGGCAUGUACUUGACCGGCUUCCACGGAAUCUGGACUACUGGAGCAUGUGGCAAGACACUUUCAUGAAGAAGUUGUUCAAAUGUAUAUACAGGUCAUGGUCUGAGGAGGAGUUCGAUAAGAGGUGGUUGAAAUUGAUAGACAAGUUUCAUCUCAGAGAUGUUCAGUGGAUGAGGUCUCUGUAUGAGGAACGUAACUUCUGGGCACCUACUUUUAUGAGGGGAGUAACAUUUGCUGGGUUAUCAACUCGUAAUCGUUCAGAAAGCGUAAACUCUUUGUUUGAUAGGUAUGUUCAAGCUGAAACUUCACUUAAAGAGUUCUUAGAAGGAUAUGGGUUAAUGCUAGAAGAUAGGUAUGAAGAAGAAGCCAAAGCAGAUUUUGAUGCAUGGCAUGAAGCACCUGAGUUGAAAUCUCCAUCACCUUUUGAGAAGCAGAUGUUACUUGUUUACACGCAUGAAAUAUUUAGGAAGUUCCUCGAGGUUUUGGGUGCUGCGGCUUGUCACCUUACUAAGGAGAGCGAGGAAGGAACAACAUACAGUGUUAAGGACUUUGAAGACGAUCAGAAAUAUUUGGUGGAUUGGAAUGAAUCGAAGACAGAUAUACACUGCUCUUGUCGUUGCUUUGAGUACAAGGGGUAUCUCUGUAGACACGCAAUUGUUGUUCUCCAAAUGUCGGGUGUUUUCACCAUUCCAAUAAACUAUGUGUUGCAAAGAUGGACGAAUGCAGCUAGAAACAGACAUCAGAUCAGCGGAAACCUUGAACUUGUGCAGUCUAAUAUCCGUCGUUUUAAUGAUCUUUGCCGGCGAGCCAUUAUAUUGGGAGAGGAAGGAUCUCUUUCCCAAGAAAGCUAUGACGUCGCCAUGUUUGCAAUGAAAGAAGCUUUUAAGCAAUGUGCUAUAAAGCUAAAUACCAUCGAACAUCCCGCCAUGUGUGGAGAACCUGUCCAAGAAGAAAAUCAAUACGGUUCCACAUCGAAGCAGAUUGGACCUGAACCUAACAUACAUGCAGAGCCGGGCCUGGCCAGAAGCUCAUGAAGCAUAUGCUUGGGAGCCGAUAAGUUCAAAAAUUUGUUGGGGCCAAUUUGUGAAUCGCCUAGAACUUCUUUUUUUUUUUCUUUACAUCUGGGUCCUAAGUUCGAAUCUUUGAAAGUAUGUUUCUUUAUCAUUUUGCUUUAAUUAAACAAGUUGGCAAAUGUUUUCGACACUUUUUUACUCCUUGUUUUUUUUUUUUUGAGUCUUUGAGAUUUCCUUUUGUAGUUUUGACAAUUUUCUUAAACUG
This is a messenger RNA of Eutrema salsugineum, 2328 nucleotides long. RefSeq names its product protein FAR1-RELATED SEQUENCE 4. Lineage: Eukaryota; Viridiplantae; Streptophyta; Magnoliopsida; Brassicales; Brassicaceae. Gene Ontology annotation, biological process: regulation of DNA-templated transcription. Gene Ontology annotation, molecular function: zinc ion binding. The record is from RefSeq and is a predicted model, not a curated record.